AUGAAAAUUGCCCUAUGUGUGGAAUUCAGCAUGCUGGCUAUCCGUAAAAGACGUAGAAGACCUCAGCAGGAUGCUGAAGAUAACAUCAUAUUUGAAACUGAAAAGCCUGGUCUUCAAGAGCAGUACAUCAGCAAAUAUAAAGGCCGUGGCGUUUUCACCACUGAAUCUUUCUGCAGAGGAGACUUUGUUCUUGAAUACAGAGGUGAACUUCUGAGUUCAAAGGAGAGUCUUGAACGAACUAAAAACUACACUGAAACUGAGAGCACAUUCUUGUUUGAUUUUCAGUGGCAUGGAAAAUAUUGGUGUAUGGAUGCAUCCAAGGAAGACAAGUCCCUGGGAAGACUUGUCAACGAUGAGCACAAAAAUCCAACUUGCAAAAUGAGAACUGUUGAAGUGAAGAAAAAGCCUCAUCUUUGUCUAUUUGCUGUACGAGACAUUUUACCAGCUAAAUACCUCUUUUAUAUCUACAGCAGCGGUUUCAAUCAAGAAUGUCAAAGUUGCGACAACAUCAUGAAGAUUGUUAUAAUCGCUUUAAAAGAGCAGAGACUGAGAGGAAUGAGACUGUCCCCGUCACCCACUGAAGUAUGCACAUCUGAUACACCAUCACAUUCACCACUUAAUGUGCCGCAAUCCUCAUCACCUUUGCCCUGUGCUGCAUCCACCGCAGGGAAUGGCUUAUCACAGGAACCUGAGCCUGUCUCAUUAAGGGAGUACUCAUGGAAAGCCCUCAGUGAUUCAGAUGUUACAGACUACAGCGAUGUUGACUAUGUACCCAAGAGCAGCUCAGACGAAUCAGAUGAUAGUGCUUCUGGAUAUAGCAUGGUUGAAAGUAGCUUAGAUGAAGCUAAUGAAAAGACUUCUGGAAAAGGUAUGGUCAAAAGUUCUCUGAAAAAUCCAACUUCACCUUUUUCACAAAGCUAUAAAGAUACAAGCAGUUCAUCAGACACAGGCGUGACAACACCAUCACCAAAUGCUAAAGUGCAAUGCAAAACCAAAGAGACAGACCCUCUUCUGAAGAUAGAUGUGGCAAGAAAUGGACAUGGAGAGAUGGUUGCCUGCUACCGUCCAAAAGAGAGCAAAAAAGCCAAGGAUUUCAUUCACUGUGUUUACUGCCAAGGGCUUUACAACAAGCGUAGCCUUUGGAAACAUUUAAAGAACUGUCCUCUGAAACCUAAAGAUGAUGAAUCCAAGGGCAGGAAAAGAGUCCGAUCACUCUGCGCUCUGAAAACUCCAGUUGGUUUAGAAGUGAGCAAAGGUUUAAAGAAUAUACUUUCCAUUAUGAACUAUGAUGAAGUUUCCCGUGUUGUUCACUCUGACUGCUGCAUCAUGCAACUGGGGGAGCACAUGUUUAAUAGGAUGGGAUCUGAUGUUAAUAAACAUGACUACAUCAGACAGAAGAUGAGAGAAGUUGGCAGACUUCUUCUUGAAGCAAGGAAGAUUACUCGGCUAAGAUCUAUGGUGGACUUCAUCAUUCCAGCAAAUUUCAAACAAGUCAUUUCAGCUGUUAAAGUUGUAUCUGGCUAUGAUGAAGAGAAAAACUGCUACCGCAUUCCCUCUCUAGCUCUCAAACUUGGUCAUUCUUUAAACAAGAUCUGUAGUAUUGUUGAGAGCAAUGCCAUGAUGUACGGAGACCAUCAACGUGCUGAGUGUGCUCGAGACUUCAGAAAAAUACACCAGGCAAGAUGGAACGAAUACAUUUCUGCUGGUGCUUUAACUACUUUAAAAGAAGCCAAGUGGAACACGCCUCAGAUCAUUCCUUUCACUCAAGAUGUCAAAGUUCUGCAUGCACAUCUGGAAAAGAAACACAAACAGUUCCUAAGCAAGCUCAGAAACUGCCCAUCGGCAAAAAGCUAUUCAGCUCUUGCUAAGGUCACAUUGACGCAAGUCAUCCUGUUCAACAGAAGAAGAGAAGGUGAGGUAUCACGAAUGCUUUUGGCAGCUUUUAAAAGCAGGGAUUCUUCUGAGCUACAUGAAGACCUAGCGAUCUGUCUUUCGGAGUUCGAGAGAAAGUUGUGUCUGCACUUCACCCGAGUUGAGAUCCGUGGUAAACGAGGGAGAAAGGUUCCUGUGCUUCUCAAGCCUUCAAUGGUUUCUGCCAUGGAGCUGCUUGUUGAAACACGUGAGGUUUGUGAAGUCCCAGCUGAGAAUCCUUUUCUGUUUGCCAGAUCAGGAGCAAUGUCUGCAUACCGAGGAGGAGAGUGCAUUUACAGAGCUGCUCAGGAAUGUGGCAUAAAGAAUCCAGAAGCACUGUCAUCAACUAAGCUGAGGAAACACAUAGCAACCAUGUCAAAAAUCUUGAACCUUGAUGAGAACGAAGCAGAUCAAUUGGCUGAUUUCCUCGGUCAUGAUAUCAGAAUCCACAGACAAUAUUACCGCUUACCGGAGGGGACGCUGCAGCUGGCAAAGAUGAGCAAGGUCUUGUUAGCAAUGGAAAAGGGAACACUCUCAGACUUCAAAGGAAAGACGCUUGAUGAGAUUGAAAUUGACCCAAAUGAACAAUUUGAACCCCUCGUUAAUGAUAUGUCAAGUGAUGAGGAGGAUUGCAGCGACCCAUCUCAGUCAGCAUCCCCAGAAGAGACGGCUCAACUGUCUGGAUCACAAAAGGAUCAAAGUUCUUUAAAGGCUCCAAAAAGAAAAUGGGAGGACAUUGAGGUAAAAGCAAUAGAAAGGCACAUGAUGAGGUUCAUCAAGACAUGCAAAGUUCCUGGUAAGCAAGACUGUGAAAGAUGCAUUGAAGCAGAGCCAGAGGCUUUGAAGGAGCGAACAUGGACUGGCCUGAAAAACUAUGUGCUGAAACAGGAUCACAACUCUCAAAAAAAAGGGUGCUUUGUAGCCGUGUAG
Xyrauchen texanus (razorback sucker) is the source of this 2841-nucleotide messenger RNA. RefSeq lists its product as uncharacterized. The coding region runs from base 1 to 2841 and encodes 946 amino acids. Gene Ontology annotation, biological process: DNA integration; DNA recombination. The record is from RefSeq and is a predicted model, not a curated record. Lineage: Eukaryota; Metazoa; Chordata; Actinopteri; Cypriniformes; Catostomidae. Gene Ontology annotation, molecular function: protein binding; DNA binding. The transcript has 9 exons.